UCAACCAGCCAACAACAAUAUCAAAGACAUACAAUCAUCAUCAUCAUCACUCUUAACAACCAACUUACUCACUUACACUACAAGUGCCACCACCAGCCAACCAACCAACCAACAAGCAAAAAUGAAGUCCGUCGCUGUUCUCUCAUCCAUCCUCCUCGGAGCCGCCUCCGUCUUUGGAGCUCCCGUGACCGAGAAGCGAGCCGAAGCUCCGACUGAGUUCGACAUCACCAAGUUCAGCGCCAACACCCUACCCCACGGCACCGGAGCCUUCAUCUCCUUCGAUGUCGCCAUCCCCAACACCUCCGUCUCCACGACCUGCAAGUACUCGGACCAAUCAUCCGUCGCGAAGCUCCCUUCAGUAUCUCUCCGAGCUUGCGACGACCCAGCCUUCGAGUGGCAGUUCCACCAGGACCCGUCGCAGCCCGGCACCGAGGGCCGUUACCGCGUCCUCGUGACCUACGCCUACGACAGCCCCAAGAAGGUCGCCGGCUUCCACGAGUGGCCCGCCACCGAGUUCCCCCUGGAGAACUUCGGCUCCACCGUAGCCACCUUCUACCGCGGCGAGCCCGACUUCGCCAUGACCAACGUCUCUUAAAGUCGGAGCCCAGUUGAGGGUGUCGAGAAUUAAUUCCUGCUUGUUUCCUUAGAUCGCUUUUCUUGAUAGAGUAUAUAAGCAUAGACACGCUCAGACUACAUAUAGAUCUUCAUCUGCUCAGAGCCAAUAGGGGGAUGUUUUGAGGAAGGAGUCCUAAAGAGGGGUAUUGUUCAAGUUUACAGAAUUAGCAAUUAAUAGCAAAUGCAUACUCUCUUUUUUAUUCA
Daldinia vernicosa is the source of this 819-nucleotide messenger RNA. RefSeq lists its product as uncharacterized. Lineage: Eukaryota; Fungi; Ascomycota; Sordariomycetes; Xylariales; Hypoxylaceae. Bases 122 to 595 code for a protein of 157 amino acids. The record is from RefSeq and is a predicted model, not a curated record. The transcript has 2 exons.